Messenger RNA from Fusarium redolens, 1674 nucleotides. Its product is annotated as fungal-specific transcription factor domain-containing protein. Gene Ontology annotation, molecular function: zinc ion binding; transcription cis-regulatory region binding; DNA-binding transcription factor activity, RNA polymerase II-specific. Gene Ontology annotation, cellular component: nucleus. NCBI's taxonomy places the organism in Eukaryota, Fungi, Ascomycota, Sordariomycetes, Hypocreales, Nectriaceae. The coding region runs from base 101 to 1588 and encodes 495 amino acids. The transcript has 6 exons. The record is from RefSeq and is a predicted model, not a curated record. Gene Ontology annotation, biological process: positive regulation of transcription by RNA polymerase II.
GUGUAAACUCCCUUCAAAUUGUGUCUGUUGAUUUAUUUACUCAUUUACUUUUUCCAACGAGACCUUUAAAUCCGCUUCAUCCCCAUCAUCUGGAUAUACCAUGAAUAGCCUAAGUACCCUUAAAGCAAGCAGAUCCUGCGGCACUUGUCGGGAUCGCCGGAUCCGAUGCGACCGAAAACUUCCAAUAUGCGACAACUGCAGACUAUCAACACUUCGUUGCAAAGGCUACGCACUACGCCUGUCUUGGCCCAGAAAUGGGGAUGCAAAAAGAGCCAUGACAGCAUCUUGUUCCUGGCCAAGUGAUAGACCCGACAACAUACAGGCCGAGGUUACGCGUCAGGGGUUCUUUGUGAACACGCAGAAAUGGCACGUAAGAGCUUGGUCCGACGCUGUAGCCUCAGGAAACACUCGAAUAUUUCAGGAAAGAAUUUUGCAAGGCUCGAUACCAAGUUCCGUCUGUUUAUCUCUGGUGGAUAGAGAAGACAGCAGUCUCAUUCACUAUUACGUCCAACAUGCACCGUCUUUCUUGUUAAAUCCAUUAGGGUCUCUUUCAAACUUACUGCUACAAAUUGGCCUCACUGAUUCUUCACCGUCUUCUGUUGCGGUACUAAACGGCCUGCUGGCAAUCUCUGCCCUACAUGCUUUCGGCGAAGGGAGAGCAAUAAGAUUCAAAAGUCGAGCUAUUUCCAUGACAAGAAUAUCCUUAGACCCAGAUAACCCUGACUCUGUUAUAAUCGGUAACCUUGCUGCAAGUAUGCUGUUAUACCUUUACGAAACUCUUUAUAUGUCGACCCCUGUGGCAUGGGCAGCAUAUCUCUUCGGCGUUAAGCAGAUUCUCCAGUUUUCAAAAGAACGAGGUUCCUUGUCCAAGUGCUAUAGGGUUAUCUUCGAAUGGAUUCUGUAUCAUGAGACGAUUAUCGAGUUCAGCCAGCUAUACUAUGGAAGGGAGACUUACAAACCGCUCUGUCGAACUAGGAUAUCUGGUGAUUUCAUAUGCAAGGAUGAACCUCGGAAUGGAAAUGAGGUGGAAGUGACAGGAUGCGACCCAGCUGUUCUAAGGACCAUCUGGAAAGUGUUCAACAUAGUGGUUCCCAAUCCUAGAAGUCCAGUACUUCCAGCCUCGCGAAAAGACCUUGUAGAGCUGGAGGGUCAGCUUCGAAGACAUGUAGAAGAGCCCGCUACGACAUCGGGAACAACGUCAUGGAUGCACGCUGCAACGAAGCUGCACUGCGUAGCAACACUACUUUGGAUCAACCGCUCUGCAUAUAGCUACAACGGAUCGGAAGCAAGCCAUCAAGCGUUGGUCUCAAAAGGUCUGCAAAUUCUUGCGGAGCUCGAGACUUGUGAUUUACCCUGGCCCUUGUUUGUUAUUGCAUGCGAAACUCGAGCAGAUGAACAACGGUGUGGCAUACUCGGAGUUAUUCGUCGAACGCAAGAAAGGUCUAGCACAAGACAUAUGGAUCUUGUGAAGGGAUUGAUAGAGAUUGGCUGGAACUACGACGAUCUCGACCCGGCUGGCUUGUUGAGCUAUGAUGCAAAGCUUUGCAGUAUUAUUCACGCAGGCUCAUGGAUGCCUCCGUUUAUAUGAACCCGAACUAAAACGGAAACCUGGAUAUGAAUGUGGGGUUAACUAUAGCUGUAAAGCCUCUCAGCAGAAACUUCUUUUUGCCCUUG